AUGGAAAGUAGACCGCAAGAAGAUCAGGGAAACAGUAAUCCAACACCGAAACUUGACCUGGAACACGAGGGUGCAAAAGUGUUAAAAGAUGAAAACGGUUUUAUAUAUUACAAGUGCAGAUUCUGUGGCCUCACCUACAACUACAUCAAUACCUUACGAGCACAUGAGCGAGUACAUGAUGUGGAACGACCAUACAAAUGUACCAAGUGUUCCGAAGCCUUCCACUUUAUGUGCCAGCUUGAAUAUCACGCAAAACAACAUACAGAUAUGAAAGGUUACAAAUGCGAAUGUGGCAGAACUUUUCACACGUAUACGGACCUUUUAUAUCAUGAACACCCAGGAGAAGAUGAUGUCGUUGUGGUUGAACCAGAGCAUGUUGUUUACAAAAAUACAGCAACUCGAAUUCCGGAGACGGAGUUUCCAGCUGCCGAAUUUCUUAUUAAAGGGUAUGAACCGAAGCAUCCAUUAAAGGUGUAUUCAGAUGUUCGAUCAAAACCGUAUAUAUGCCAGUACUGUUCAAAAAGUUACGCUGAUAGCAGAGGUCUUACACAACAUAUGUAUAGUCAUCGAGGCGAAAAAAUAUUCAAUCCUCGAGCAUCUCGAUAUCUGAUGGGACGUUGA
This is a messenger RNA of Enterobius vermicularis (human pinworm), 621 nucleotides long. The record is from the annotation of a GenBank genome assembly. Lineage: Eukaryota; Metazoa; Nematoda; Chromadorea; Rhabditida; Oxyuridae.